CUGAGCAGUGACUGUGUGCAGCAACACACCCAGAAACAGACCAGAGCUUCAGACGCGAAACCUGCCAUGGCUGCCACCGGAGUUCUGCCCUUUAUCAGAGGGGUAGAUCUGAGUGGGAAUGACUUCAAAGGAGGUUAUUUUCCUGAGCAUGUCAAGUCUAUGACCAGCCUGCGGUGGUUGAAACUCAACAGGACCGGGCUCUGUUAUCUUCCAGAAGAGCUCGCUUCCCUCCAAAAACUGGAACAUUUAUCAGUAAGCCACAACAGCCUGACCACUCUGCAUGGAGAGCUCUCCAGCCUUCCUUGUCUCAGGGCAAUUGUGGCCCGAGCAAACAACCUGAAGAACUCCGGAGUUCCAGAUGACAUUUUCCAAUUGGAUGACCUCUCUGUGCUGGAUUUGAGCUACAACCAGCUGACGGAGAUCCCCAGAGACCUGGAGCACUCCAAGACAAUGCUAGUACUAAACCUCAGUCACAACAGCAUUGACAACAUCCCAAACCAGCUGUUCAUCAACCUGACUGACUUACUGUAUCUGGACCUGAGUGACAAUAAACUGGAAAGCCUGCCUCCACAGAUGAGACGCCUGAUCCACCUGCAGACGCUCGUACUGAACAACAACCCCCUAAUGCACGCCCAGCUCAGACAGUUGCCUGCUAUGGUUGCACUCCACACCCUUCACUUGAGAAACACCCAGCGCACCCAAAGUAAUCUGCCAACAAGCCUCGAGGGGCUGACUAACCUAGCAGAUGUUGACCUGUCCUGUAAUGAUCUGAGUAGAGUCCCCGAGUGUCUGUACACUCUGUCCAGCCUGAAACGUCUGAAUUUGAGCAGCAACCAGAUUGCCGACCUCUCUCUGUGCAUCGACCAGUGGACUCAAAUGGAAACACUAAACUUGUCUCGGAACCAGCUCACAUCUCUGCCGUCUGCUAUCUGUAAGCUUACCAAGUUGAAGAAGCUCUACAUGAACUCGAACAAGCUGGACUUUGAUGGGAUACCAUCAGGGGUUGGCAAGUUGGUCAGCCUGGAGGAGUUCAUGGCAGCUAACAAUAACCUGGAGCUGGUUCCCGAGGGCCUGUGCAGGUGUGGCAAGCUAAAGAAAAUGGUUCUCAAUAAGAAUCGUCUCGUCACGAUGCCAGAGGCCGUUCAUUUUCUUCCAGACCUUGAGGUCCUAGAUGUGCGAGAGAAUCCAAAUCUGGUGAUGCCUCCUAAACCAGUGGACAGGACUGCUGAAUGGUACAAUAUCGAUUUCUCGCUUCAGAACCAGCUCCGAUUGGCUGGGGCGUCUCCUGCCACUGUGGAAGCAGCUGGAGGAGGGAGCGCCAGCAGAGACCCCCUGGCCAGAAAGCUGCGUCUGCGGAGAAGGAAGGACUCCAGCCAGGACGACCAAGCCAAGCAGGUCCUGAAAGGCAUGUCCGAUGUGGCACACGACAAGAACAAAGCGAUAGAGGAGAAUGGAGAUGUGAAAUACACAGACCUGAAGACGCGGCGCUGGGACAAGAACCUGGAGAAACCUCAGCUGAAUUAUUCAGAGUUCUUCACGGAGGACGUGGGCCAGAUCCCAGGACUCACCGUCUGGCAGAUUGAGAACUUUGUCCCGAUGCAGGUGGAGGAGGCAUUCCUGGGGAAAUUCUAUGAAGCGGACUGUUACAUUGUACUGAAGACAUUCCUAGAUGAGAACAGUUCCUUGAACUGGCAGAUCUUUUACUGGAUCGGACAGGAGGCCACUAUGGAUAAGAAGGCUUGCUCAGCCAUCCACGCUGUCAAUCUGCGCAACUACCUGGGAGCUGAGUGCAGGACCGCCCGAGAGGAGAUGGGGGACGAGAGCGAGGAGUUCAGCGCGGUGUUUGACAAUGAGAUUUCGUACAUUGAAGGAGGAACGGCUAGCGGCUUCUUCACAGUGGAAGACACACAAUACAACACCAGGUUAUAUCGCAUUUAUGGCAAAAAGAACAUAAAACUGGAAUCUGUUCCCCUGAAAGCUGCUUCCCUGGACCCACGCUUUGUGUUUCUUCUGGACAAUGGCUUGGAGAUCCUCAUUUGGAGGGGAGCUCAGGCCACUCUGAGUGGAACCACAAAAGCCAGGCUGUUUGCUGAGAAGAUCAGUAAGAAUGAGCGGAAGGGGAAGUCUGAGAUCACGGUGCUGGUUCAGAACCAGGAGACCCCGGAGUUCUGGGAGCUCUUGGGAGGACAGCCGGAGGAAAUCAAGAAGCACGUACCUGAUGACUUCACACCCGUCCGACCUAAACUGUACAAGGUUGGACUUGGUCUUGGCUACCUGGAGCUCCCUCAGAUUAAUUACAAGCUGUCUGUGGAACACAAGAAGAGGCCAAAGAUUGACCUUCUACCAGAGAUGAGACUGCUGCAGACUCUCCUGGACACUAAGUCGGUGUAUAUUCUGGACUGCUGGUCAGACGUGUUCAUCUGGAUCGGAAGCAAGUCCCCCAGGCUGGUCCGGGCAGCUGCUCUGAAGCUGGGGCAGGAGCUGUGCAGCAUGUUGCACCGGCCCAAGCAUGCCAUGGUCACUCGCAACCUGGAGGGAACAGAGUUUCAGGUGUUUAAAUCCAAGUUUAAGAACUGGGAUGACGUGCUGAAGGUGGAUUACACCAGGAACGCAGAGAAGGUGCUGCAGAAGGAGGGUUUGUCAGGGAAGGUUAAGAAGGACGCAGAGAAGAAAGAUCAGAUGAAAGCAGACUUGACUGCCUUAUUCCUCCCUCGGCAGCCAGCCAUGCCUCUGACGGAGGCAGAGCCGCUGAUGGAAGAGUGGAAUGAGGACCUGGAUGGAAUGGAAGGUUUUGUUCUGGAAGGGAAGAAAUUUGCUCGCCUGCCCGAAGAAGAGUUCGGCCACUUCCACACUCAGGACUGUUACGUCUUCCUCUGCAGAUACUGGGUGCCGGUGGAGUAUGAGGAUGAUGAGAAGGAGAAGGCUGAGAAGAGGGGCGGGGAUGAUGAAGACCGGCAGCAGGAAGAGGAUUUCCAGUGCGUGGUGUAUUUCUGGCAGGGCCGGGAGGCUUCCAACAUGGGCUGGCUCACUUUCACCUUCAGUUUGCAGAAGAAAUUCGAGAGCCUCUUUCCUGGAAAGCUGGAGGUUGUACGAAUGACCCAGCAGCAAGAAAACCUGAAGUUCCUCUCUCAUUUCAAGAGAAAGGUCAUCAUUCACAAAGGAAAGAGAAAGCAGAGGGAAGACAGUGUGCAGCCCAGCCUGUACCACAUCCGGACGAAUGGAAGCGCGCUCUGCACCAGGUGUAUCCAGAUCAGUACAGAUUCCAGCUUCCUGAAUUCGGAGUACUGCUUCAUCUUAAAGGUGCCAUUUGAGAGUACAGACAAUCAAGGUAUAGUGUACACCUGGGUGGGCAGGGCUGCUGAUCCAGAGGAGGCUAAGCUUGCUGAAGACAUCAUGAACAGCAUGUUCGAUGACACUUACAGCAAACAGGUGAUAAAUGAAGGAGAGGAGCCUGAGAAUUUCUUCUGGGUCGGCAUGGGAGCACAGAAACCUUACGAUGAGGAUGCAGACUACAUGAAAUACGCAAGGCUUUUCAGGUGUUCCAAUGAGAAGGGAUAUUUCUCUGUAUCUGAGAAGUGUUCUGAUUUCUGUCAGGAUGACCUCGCUGAUGAUGACAUCAUGCUUUUAGACAAUGGGAAAGAGGUUUACAUGUGGGUAGGAACUCAGACCAGUCAAGUGGAGAUUAAAUUGAGUUUGAAAGCUUGUCAGGUUUACAUCCAGCACCUGCGAUCCAAGGAAUCUGAGCACCCCAGGAAGCUGAGGCUGGUGCGCAAGGGGAAUGAGCCGCACCAUUUCACCCGCUGCUUCCAUGCCUGGAGUGUCUUCAGGAAACCCCCUGCAUAAGAGCUUUAAAGUAGUUUGCAGGGAUGCUGUGUGUUGGAGCGGUUCUCUCUGCUUUACCAGGUUUGAUUGGACAUUCCCGAUACAUUUUAAUACAUUGCAUCCAUGUAGCAGUGAACUGGUUUGUCUUUUUUACUGUAUAGACAGUGCAGCAUCACAAAACUACAAAGUCUCAGAUAUUGGCAUUUUGCUAGGUGUGAAAAUAAAAUACACUUUAAACAUGAAGUACUUUAGAUGGCCUUGCAGCCUGAAAUGCUGGAAAUGAGGAUAAGGUUUAAUUUAAUUACACGAAAGAAUGUAUUUUGGCCAAUUUUGAAUACUUUGAAGCUAAACUAAAUUCACCUAUGCUUCAGAAGAACACCUUUUAUAUUUUGCAUCCAUCUAACUUGAUACCUUCUCUCCUGUUCUGUUUUUAAAUGUAAAAUAUGUAAUGGGGUAUUGUGUGCAGAGGAAAUGAAAUAAUGCACCACUAGAUUUGGGGAGACUGUUUGUUUGUUUUUACAUUUUGUUAAAGUAUGUCCUGUCCAAUCUUUCUUUUUAAGCCCUUGUUGUUAACAGGAUAAAUGACACCAUUGCCUCUGUGUAUAAUAUAUGUAGACUGCAGUAUAUCUAUCCUAUGCAUUACAGCAAUCCACUUGCACCAGAGUUUCCAGAUGUAUUUAAAAAUGUUGUACUGUAUAUUAAGACCCAGUAAAUGAGUGGGUCUUUUUUUUUUUUUUUUUUUUAUUAUUUUUUAAAUGCAGUUUGUGAAAGAUUAAAAUCUUGUGUUCAAAGAAGCUGCAUUUUGUUCUGCUCAUCAUAUGUCCUUUUAAUCAAAUUGCAACAGCAAAAGCUUCCCUUGGAGAUCAGUAAGAAGUGCAUUAGGUGUAAGCAGAACUUGAUGUACAUAAGCAACCUGUUAACUCAACAACUGACGUUCCGAGGUGCUUUUUUUUUUGGUUGUCAUUUUAGCAAAAUAUUUGAAAGCUAACUGCAGAAUAGAAAAGUACAACAUAAUUAGAAGUGGUUCUACCCUCUUUUUUUAGUCCAGUAUUGUAUAAAACCAUUCCUAAAACAUGCUUCUGUAUACUGUGCCAACUUUCCAGAAUUGUGGUCAAGCUCUUGCCAGUUUGACCACAUCAGCGUGCAGUUCAUCAAUGGUAUUGGGUUACAGAAGUUCAGUUGGUUUAAUUAUUUUAUUCUUUAAUACCAGUUGCCAGUGGUGGGCAGUAUAUUUGACUGGGUAGCUGUCCUGAUUUGUGUGUAUACUCAUCACCACUAGUCCUGUUUGGUUUUGCUUUCUUACAGGCGGUAAGCACAUUUUUAAAAAGUACAACUACUGAAAGAGCUGGUAUUGAUUUCUUCUUUGAUACAGGGAUUGCUGUAGCUGCUGCAAAGUCAAAUAAGACCAUGUAUUUAUAGAGAAGAGUCUUGAUAAUUCAGUAAAAGGUUCUUACACCUAUUGUCUUCACAUUUAAAUAAACUGAAAUUACAGCUGUUUCUAAACACUUCCUUUCUAAACCAGGAAUAAUUUAAUACUGAUGCUUCAUACAGUAAAUCAAAGUUUAGUAAGUGAUUGCUAUGGCAGUUUAUAGAAUGACUUGUAGAUGGGCAGUUCCCUGUGCAGUUAAAUUAGCAAAGAAUCUAUCUGAACCUGUAACAGUGGCUGAGAUAUUGAUAUGUAUGAACUCUGCAGAUGGUAUAGCAUGGUAAGCUACUGCGUAUUAAAAUGAGCAAUGUAAUCCUGAGGUUGUACUACAUUUGUAUAUUCUGGUUUUAUUUUAACUGUUUUCCUUGGGAAGGAUUUUGUGCUGGUCAAGGCACCCUCUCAUGUUGAAUGCUGUUCAAAAUGAAACAUGCAAAACUUGAUUUUUGAUUUGAGGUAUGGGAAAUGUUUGUUUUCCUAUUGCGGCAUCAGCUUGUUUGCACUUGCCUAUUCUGCAAUAUUAUGGGAGAUGAAGAAAGUAUAUCUAUUUAUGCAUUUUGUAUUUCAAUAAAAUUGCACAUCAAAUUGUUUUUUUUGUUCUUUUAUUAAAAUAACUUUUUUCCCCACUGUCUAUGGUGCCAUGUAAAAUAAGAGAUUUUUCAAAAAGACCGUUAUCUAGGUACCACUGUAAAAAAAAAUGAUUUCUACUACAGAAAUCUUACUUGGUCAGUAUAUCUUUAUUCAGUAAUACAAGGAGUAAGUCAUUAUAAAACAGGUGUCUUAUCAAUGCAAUAGACCAUGUAACCCUUAGAAAGUUAGUUUAAUAUUAUGUAUAUAUAGCAGCUGUAGCAUUUAGUGUGAAAAAUCCAGAUGCAAUCUCUGUUAGUACUUUUUGUAAACCAUAGAUACUUGCCAAAUCAAUGUAAUGAAGUACCAUAUAACAAACCACUGUACCAUACAAAGCACAUUAAGAGCUAAACUGUCAUAAUUUGUUUUUACUAGACUGCUACUGCAUUUUCAUUUCUAGAUAUUCACCUCUAUUCACCAAGUUAUUUGUUUUCAUGUAUAAAAUCAAGUUUGACAUGAAACUUGUAGAUUAAUCAAUGGUUUCAUUAAACUUGUAUUUUAUUCAUGGGAAAUCAUUCCUUAAAGAACUUGGAGAAAUACAGGGAGUGACCCAUAAGGAUUAGGUCAAACAGCAAAUUAGGAGGCAGUAAAUGCUUUAUUAACAUUAAAACCAAUAUUUUCAGUUACUAGACAAUGCUAACUCAAGGCAACAGGUUCAUUCUACUUGAAAAAAAGAGAAACAAUUUACGGAAACACAAAACAUUUCACAGGGUAGGUGCCAGCGCAAACAAUAUACAAUUUAUAGUUAAAAAAAAAAAAAAAAAAAAAAUCUUAUUUAAUAAAAGGAACAUUGUACACACAAAACAAAAUACCAGAGGGGUCCCUUUAAAAACGUGAAGUAGGUCCAACAUCAGAAAAAAAAAAAAAAAAGUUAUGUUUUUUUUCUUUUGUAAAGGAAAUAUUUUACACAGUAAAAACAGUGAAAAGUUGUUUGUGCAUUUUCAACUGCAAAUUAGCCUACCUGAAAACUGACAUUUCCUAGCCAGGAACACUGCUGUUUUGUACCAGAUGGUUUAAGUCAAACCUGUACUUAAAUGCAGAGGACUGACCCUUUAAACAUUCAUUAUGACAAACUUACCAGCUUAACUAAACGAUGCCUGUACUGUCCCUUGGGAGUUAUUCUUAAAAACAGACUAGUCAAAAUGGUUUCCUAAGUUUUUUUUUUUUAAACUUAGGAAAGACAAGAAAUUCAUGCAGAAAGACAUUGAAAACCAAACUAGUUGCAGGAUCCCUUUAUAAAAAGUGUCUAUAAAAAGUCUGAUAAUCAACUCCAUAUGUAGACUGAAGGCUCAGAGGACAUUAAAACUUCUCUUCCCUGAAACAAAAAGGAUGCAACUGAUUUAAGUGAUCCAUCUACCAGUACCUUUAACAAAACACACAAAAA
Molecule: messenger RNA, 7256 nt
Organism: Polyodon spathula (Mississippi paddlefish)
Lineage: Eukaryota; Metazoa; Chordata; Actinopteri; Acipenseriformes; Polyodontidae
Product: protein flightless-1 homolog
Exons: 30
Coding region: 67-3843 (1258 amino acids)
Biological process (GO): actin filament severing; actin polymerization or depolymerization; myofibril assembly
Cellular component (GO): cytoplasm; nucleus; actin cytoskeleton
Molecular function (GO): phosphatidylinositol-4,5-bisphosphate binding; actin filament binding
Source: RefSeq, a predicted model, not a curated record